UGGGUCUGGCUGCUCUGUGGCUGCUGACUUCACCUCUCCGAAGACGCGGGCGGGGGGCCAAGGGAGCAGGCGCGAGCGGCAAGGGCGGAUCGGCAACAGCGGGACUUGGACCCUUCGCGAAGCUCAAACCCACUUCCAAGUGCGUUCCUCUGGCGGACGGCACUGCAUGUGUGGUACGGCGGGAGAUUGCGGCGGACAACUCCUGCCUCUUCAACAGCAUUGGCUACUCCAUGCACAAGUCCAAGACGCGUGCACCGCACCUACGCAAUGUGGUGGCCCAGCAGGUGGCAGGCGACACGUCCACCUACUCGGACGCCUUCCUGGGUAUGAGCAACCAGGGGUACUGCAACUGGAUCAGGCAGCCGUACAACUGGGGGGGCGGCAUCGAGCUGGCCAUCCUAGCGCAGGCGUACGGCAUUGAGAUUGCCGCUUGGAACAUCGAGACGUGCAAGCAGCACGUGUUUGGAGAGGAGUCGGGCUACAAGCGGCAGGUGAUGGUCAUCUACAACGGGGUUCACUACGACGCAUUGGCAGUCUGUGCCGGCCCCCGCGCCAAUCCCGACGACGACGAAACCGCCUUCAACCCCCGAACCAAGCGAGGCAAACUCAUCCUAGCAGCAGCCCGCAAGCUGGUGGAGCUGGCGCACCGGGAGAGCCCCUUCCACGGGAAAGCUGCUGCUACUGCUGCUGCGACCACGGGAAGCACCAGCACCUCACAGCCCGGGGGGAGCAACAAGGCAUCAGCCAGCAGCGGCAGCAGCGGCAGCGGCAGCAGCAGCAGCAGGAACACCGCCGGUAGCAAAAAGAAUACCAAGAAGGAUGCCGCCGAGGCCGCAUCUAGCAGGGCUACCUUGUCGUCGUCUAAGAUGUCCUCUGCGGCACCCGCUGCUCCGACCACCUCUAAACCUGCUGGCAAGGACUCCGGUGCUGACCCUGCCGUACCACCAACUGCAACCCCAACGUCAGCUCCUGCAACCUCUUCGGCGGCAGUGUCCCGGUCAGAGGCAGCUCCACACAGCAGCAACAGCAUUGAGGCAGCUGCCACGACCUCCUCGGGCGUUACUGCUGCUGCUGCUGCCUCCUCCUCCUCCGCGUCCUCCGUUCCUAACACCGCAGCGGACGGCGGUGAUGAUGAUGAGGGUGGCAGCGGGGCCGCUGCUGCCCACAGCAGUAGCCAUGCGGGUGCAACAGCAGCGUUGACCGAUACCGGUACCUCCCCUACGUCCAACGGCGAGACCAACAACAACAACAGCAGUUCCACCUCAGCCUCCGCCGCCAAACCGGGUGGGAGCGCUGCCGCUUCCAGGCCUCCUCGCGUUGUUCGGAGCACUCCUGUUGCUGCGGCGCCCCCAUCACGCGUGGCGGCGACGGCUGCUGCUGUUGGUGUUGUUGUGGGAUCCAAGCUGUGUUGCGGGGACUGUGGGGAGGUGCUGGCGGGUAGUGCGGCAGCGGCGCAGCACGCCAAGGCAACCGGACACCAGAACUAUCACGAAGUGGACGCAUCAUGAGGUGUUGGCCAGGAAGUGGGUAGUACGGCACUUGCUUGGGAGGUGGGAGUGGACGACAGGACGUGUGAGAUGUUGGGGGUGGACAGGUGAAGGCUGGGGAGCAUAUCACCUGAUGCCUGGCGCGUGGAAUGCAGAACAUUCUGGGUUAGGUCGUGGUGGGGGUGACCUGCCAUUCGUGUUCGGGAUGGCCUUGCGCGGGUAGUGCGUUGUGGCUGGGUUUGAGAGGGGGCUUAGCAGCAGGAUGGCUCAGGAAAGGGGGCUAGGGCGGUUUGUCU
Molecule: messenger RNA, 1783 nt
Organism: Astrephomene gubernaculifera
Lineage: Eukaryota; Viridiplantae; Chlorophyta; Chlorophyceae; Chlamydomonadales; Astrephomenaceae
Source: the annotation of a GenBank genome assembly